AUGUUGCAAGAUCGUCUUAAUAAUUCACAGCAAAAUUCAGGAUCAAAUGAUCGAAUGAACUUUCUUCAAUGUUCACCAGAUUUGAAUAGUUUUGUAGGUUUUCCUGAUGCCAAUAAGCUUCGAAUUCAUAUAAGGUUUCAUACAGGUGAAAAACCUUUUGCUUGUGAAGAUUGUGACGUGGCUUUUAAAUCUAGUGGUGAGCUAGUUAAACAUAAGCUUAAACAUUCUGGUACUCGCAAUUAUUCUUGUACAGAAUGUGGCAAACGAUUUUUAGCUUCUAAACAUGUCAAGCAACAUAUGGUUGUUAAUACAGGGGAACGUAAACAUAAAUGCGAAAUCUGUGGAAAAGGUUUCACAAAAUCACAUGUGUUACGUAGUCAUCUGAAAAUACACGAAAAGUUGCAACUUUCUUCCACGCCACCCAUGAGGUGA
Molecule: messenger RNA, 432 nt
Organism: Ctenocephalides felis (cat flea)
Lineage: Eukaryota; Metazoa; Arthropoda; Insecta; Siphonaptera; Pulicidae
Product: zinc finger protein 239-like
Exons: 3
Coding region: 1-432 (143 amino acids)
Biological process (GO): regulation of transcription by RNA polymerase II
Molecular function (GO): DNA-binding transcription factor activity; RNA polymerase II cis-regulatory region sequence-specific DNA binding
Source: RefSeq, a predicted model, not a curated record